AUGAUGGUGGUGGACGGUGGCGGCGAGCACCUGGCGGUGGUGGACGUCGUCGAGAAGCAGAUGAGGAGGAGGAACGGCCCCGAGAACGAUGGGUGGCACCGAGGAAGUAUCGGAGACCGUGACGAUGGGCGAGGGCGGUCUGUGAGUGGCCGAGCGGAUGAAGAGUGCCACGAGAAGGUCGGUAUGGACGUGCUGGUCGAGGAUUUGUGUCGACUCGACAUUGAGGGCAAGUACGGACAAGCGGAACGUGACGAGUGUGCACAGCGGGUCUUUGGACACGCAUGUGGGCUACUGAGGGCGACAGCUUUCCUGACGAGUGAGGCUUUGACGAAGACGGGCAAGUCGAAGCGCAACCUGAAGUCCAAGGCCAUGAGCGUGAACGCGGAUGGUGACGAAUCCAGCGGUGAAGAGACGGGCCGUCUGCGCGGACGUGACGAAGAUCCACGUGACGUCGAAGCGAAGUCGAAGGAACCUCAGCAGAAUCCGGCGCUGACGGACCCAGACGCACAGCAGGAGCUGUGGUGUAGCGGGAUCAGCAAAAUCGGCGAGAUUGCCAAUCCAACUUACCAACUGCGCCCGUACACCGACUUACGGAGGGGGUCCCCCGAUGAUCCGUGA
Molecule: messenger RNA, 618 nt
Organism: Phytophthora sojae
Lineage: Eukaryota; Oomycota; Peronosporomycetes; Peronosporales; Peronosporaceae
Exons: 4
Coding region: 1-618 (205 amino acids)
Source: RefSeq, a predicted model, not a curated record